CGCCGUCCCCCUCCCGACGUCGCCGGCGCCCUGGGCCGAGCGCUGGCCAGGGCCAGGGGCGGGCGGGCGCCCGGCCGGAUGGGCUGCACCGUGAGCUUGGUGUGCUGCGAGGCGCUGGAGCCCGGGCCUCCCUGCGGCCCCCAGCCCCCGGGGAGCCCCCCGGCCCCCGCGCCGCCCAAGUGCCGGGAGCCCCGGGGCUCGGCCCGAGCCGAGAGCAGGCGGCUGCUGCUUCAGCCAGAGGACCUGGAGGCCCCCAAGACGCACCACUUCAAGGUGAAGACCUUCAAGAAGGUGAAGCCCUGUGGGAUCUGCCGACAAGUUAUCACCCGGGAGGGCUGCACCUGCAAAGUCUGCAGCUUCUCCUGUCAUCGGAAAUGCCAGGCCAAGGUGGCUGCCCCCUGCAUUCCUCCGUCCAGCCAUGACCUGGUGCCCAUCAACACUGAGACUGCUCCAAAGAAUGUAGUGGACACAGGAGAAGGAGCCUCCCGGGGUGGAAACACACGGAAAAGCCUUGAGGAAGACAGCUCCACCAGACUCACACCAAGUGUCCAACCCCAUCCCCAGCCCAUCAGAAACAUGAGUGUGAGCCGGACCACGGAGGACAGCUGCGAGCUGGACCUGGUGUACGUCACAGAGAGGAUCAUUGCCGUCUCCUUCCCCAGCACAGCCAAUGAGGAGAACUUCCGGAGCAACCUCCGCGAGGUGGCCCAGAUGCUCAAGUCCAAACAUGGAGGCAACUACCUGCUUUUCAACCUCUCUGAGCGGAGAUCUGACAUCACAAAGCUCCACGCCAAGGUCCUGGAAUUUGGCUGGCCCGACCUCCACACCCCAGCCCUGGAGAAGAUCUGCAGUGUCUGCAAGGCCAUGGACACUUGGCUCAAUGCAGACCCCCACAAUGUCGUCGUUCUGCACAACAAGGGAAACCGAGGCAGGAUAGGCGUUGUGAUUGCGGCUUACAUGCACUACAGCAACAUUUCUGCCAGUGCCGACCAGGCCCUGGACCGGUUUGCAAUGAAGAGGUUCUAUGAGGAUAAGAUUGUACCCAUUGGCCAGCCAUCCCAGAGAAGGUACGUGCAUUAUUUCAGUGGCCUGCUCUCUGGCUCCAUCAAAAUGAACAACAAGCCCUUGUUUCUGCAUCACGUGAUCAUGCACGGCAUCCCCAACUUCGAGUCUAAAGGAGGGUGUCGGCCAUUUCUCCGGAUCUACCAGGCCAUGCAACCUGUUUACACAUCUGGCAUCUACAACGUCCAAGGAGACAGCCAGACGAGCAUCUGCAUCACCAUCGAGCCUGGGCUGCUCUUGAAGGGAGACAUCUUGCUGAAAUGCUACCACAAGAAGUUCCGGAGCCCAGCCCGUGACGUCAUCUUCCGUGUGCAGUUCCACACCUGCGCCAUCCAUGACCUGGGGGUUGUCUUUGGGAAGGAGGACCUUGACGAUGCCUUCAAAGAUGAUCGAUUUCCAGAAUAUGGCAAAGUUGAAUUUGUAUUUUCUUAUGGACCAGAGAAAAUUCAAGGCAUGGAACACCUGGAGAACGGGCCAAGCGUGUCUGUGGACUAUAACACCUCUGACCCCCUCAUCCGCUGGGAUUCCUAUGACAACUUCAAUGGUCAUCGAGAUGAUGGCAUGGAGGAGGUUGUGGGCCACACGCAGGGACCCCUGGACGGGAGCCUGUAUGCCAAGGUGAAGAAGAAGGACUCCCUGCACGGCAGCACCGGGGCAGUCAAUGCCACGCGGCCCGUUCUGUCGGCCACCCCCAACCACGUGGAGCACACCCUCUCCGUGAGCAGCGACUCGGGCAACUCCACAGCCUCCACCAAGACAGACAAGACCGAUGAGCCUGUCCCCGGCCCCUCCAGUGCCCCUGCUGCCCUGAGUCCCGAGGAGAAGCGCGAGCUGGACCGCCUGCUCAGUGGCUUCGGCUUGGAGCGAGAGAAGCAAGGCACCAUGUACCACGCCCAGCAUCUCCGGUCCCGCCCGGCGGGAGGCCCUGCUGCGCCCUCCUCCGGCCGCCACGUGGUUCCGGCCCAGGUUCACGUCAACGGCGGGGCCUUGGCAUCUGAGCGGGAGACAGACAUCCUGGAUGAUGAGCUGCCCAACCAGGAUGGGCACAGCGUGGGCAGCAUGGGCACGCUGUCCUCCCUGGAUGGGGUCACCAACACCAGUGAAGGGGGCUACCCGGAGGCCCUGUCCCCACUGACCAACGGUCUGGACAAGCCCUACCCCAUGGAACCUAUGGUCAAUGGCGGGGGCUACCCCUAUGAGUCUGCCAGCCGGGCGGCGCCUGCCCAGGCUGGCCACCCUGCCCCCAUGCGACCCUCCUACUCUGCACAGGAGGGAUUAGCUGGAUACCAGCGAGAGGGGCCUCACCCAGCCUGGCCGCAGUCAGUGACGACCUCCCACUAUGGCCAUGAUCCCAGCGGUAUGUUCCGCUCUCAGUCCUUUCCGGAACCUGAGCCCCAGCUGCCCCCAGCUCCAGCCCGUGGGGGGAGCAGCCGGGAGGCUGUGCAGAGGGGCCUGAAUUCCUGGCAGCAGCAGCAGCAGCAGCAGCAGCAGCCUCGCCCACCUCCUCGCCAGCAGGAAAGAGUCCACUUGGAGAGCCUCGGGCUCAGCAGGCCCAGCCCCCAGCCAUUGGCAGAGCCCCCCAUGCCUGGCCUCCCUGAGUUCCCGCGGGCGGCCUCCCAGCAGGAGAUCGAGCAGUCCAUCGAAACCCUCAACAUGCUGAUGCUGGAUCUGGAGCCAGCCACGGCCGCCGCUCCCCUGCACAAGUCCCAGAGUGUCCCCGGGGCCUGGCCGGGGGCUUCCCCGCUCUCCUCCCAGCCCCUCUAUGGCUCCUCCUGCCAGUCCCAUCCACUGACCCAGUCCAGAUCUGGCUACAUCCCCGGCGGGCAUUCCUUGGGAGCCCCUGAGCCAGCCCCACGGGCUUCCCUGGAAUCUGUCCCUCCUGGCAGGCCUUACUCACCUUAUGAUUAUCAGCCAUGUCUAACUGGGCCCAACCAGAGUUACCGUCCAAAGAGCCCAGCUGCCUCUGCCUCCUCGUCUGCCUUCCUUCCAAACACCCAAAGCUCUCAGCAGCCCCCAGCGUCUCUCCCUGGCCUCACCACUCAGCCUCAGCUCCCACCAAAGGAGGUGACUUCAGACCCAUCCCGAACUCCAGAGGAGGAGCCAUUGAACCUAGAGGGGCUGGUGGCCCACCGGGUAGCAGCGUACAACGCCAGGCUGCAGGGCGCUGGGCAGAGUGUCGUUUCCGGCUCCGGGCACCCUCCUCUCCACGGGCUCCGGUCUUCCUCUCUCUCUGGGGUGCAGGCUCGGGAGAAGCAGCCUGCAGAGCCCCCGGCACCUCUCCGGAGGCGGGCGGCCAGCGAUGGGCAGUACGAGAACCAGUCGCCGGAACCUGCAUCCCCCCGUAGCCCUGGGGUUCGCUCCCCUGUGCAGUGCGUCUCCCCGGAGCUGGCUCUCACCAUCGCUCUCAAUCCUGGAGGGCGGCCCAAAGAGCCCCAUCUGCACAGCUACAAGGAGGCCUUCGAGGAGAUGGAGGGAACCUCCCCAACCAGUCCACCGCCCAGUGGGGUGCGCUCCCCUCCAGGUCUGGCCAAGACACCCCUGUCUGCCCUGGGCCUGAAGCCCCACAACCCAGCCGACAUCCUGCUGCACCCCACGGGCGAGCCCCGGAGCUAUGUGGAGUCGGUGGUGCGGACGGCGGUGGCCGGGCCCCGGACUCAGGACCCUGAGCCCAAGAGCUUUAGCGCCCCGGUUGCCCAGGCCUAUGGCCACGAGACACCCCUGAGGAAUGGGACCCUCGGAGGCUCCUUUGUGUCCCCCAGCCCCCUCUCCACCAGCAGCCCCAUCCUCAGCGCUGACAGCACUUCGGUGGGGAGUUUCCCAUCCGGCGAGAGCAGCGACCAGGGCCCACGGACACCCACCCAGCCUCUGCUGGAUUCUGGCUUCCGCUCCGGCAGCCUGGGCCAGCCCAGCCCUUCGGCUCAGAGAAGCUACCAGAGCUCUUCUCCUCUCCCGACUGCGGGCAGCAGCUACAGCAGCCCCGACUACUCCCUUCAGCAGUUCGGCUCCCCGGAAAGCCAGGCCCGGUCUCAGUUCAGCGUGGCGGGUGUCCACACGGUGCCUGGGAGCCCCCAGGCGCGGCACAGGACAGUGGGCACCAACACUCCCCCUAGUCCUGGCUUUGGCCGCCGGGCCGUGAACCCUGGCAUGGCUGCCCCCAGCAGCCCCAGUCUGAGCCACCGCCAGGUGAUGGCUCCGCCAGGAACUGGUUUCCAUGGUAACACGGUCUCCAGUCCCCAGAGUAGUGCCGCGACCACUCCGGGGAGCCCCAGCCUGGGUCGGCACCCUGCGGCCCACCAGGUUUCAAGCCUCCAGGGCAAUGUGGCCACCACUCCAGGGAGCCCCAGCCUGGGCCGGCAUCCGGGGGUCCACCAAGGCAACCUGGCUCCCAGUCUCCAUGGCAACGCAGUAGCGAGCCCCGGAAGCCCCAGCCUGGGCCGUCCCUUGGGAGGGUCUGGAUCUGUGGUUCCUGGCAGCCCCAGUUUGGACCGGCACGUAGCCUAUGGUGGCUACUCCACCCCUGAGGACCGGAGACCCACACUGUCCCGACAGAGCAGCGCCUCAGGCUACCAGGCUCCUUCCACGCCCUCCUUCCCUGUGUCCCCCGCCUACUACCCUGGCCUGAGCAGCCCCGCCACCUCCCCCUCUCCGGAUUCAGCAGCCUUCCGACAAGGGAGCCCGACACCAGCCUUGCCAGAGAAGAGGAGGAUGUCCAUGGGAGAUCGAGCGGGCAGCCUCCCCAACUACGCCACCGUCAACGGGAAGGUGUCCUCCUCGCCUGUCGCCAGCGGCAUGUCCAGUCCCAGUGGGGGCAGCACCGUCUCCUUCUCCCACACUCUGCCCGACUUCUCCAAGUACUCCAUGCCAGACAACAGUCCUGAGACGCGGGCUAAAGUGAAGUUUGUCCAGGACACUUCCAAGUAUUGGUACAAGCCCGAGAUCUCCAGAGAGCAGGCCAUCGCCCUCCUUAAGGACCAGGAGCCGGGGGCUUUCAUCAUCCGCGACAGCCACUCCUUCCGGGGAGCCUAUGGGCUGGCCAUGAAGGUGUCGUCGCCCCCUCCGACCAUCAUGCAGCAGAAUAAAAAAGGAGACAUGACCCAUGAGCUCGUGAGGCAUUUCCUGAUAGAGACGGGCCCCAGAGGAGUCAAGCUUAAAGGCUGCCCCAACGAGCCAAACUUUGGAUCUCUGUCUGCCCUGGUCUACCAGCACUCCAUCAUCCCGCUGGCUCUGCCCUGUAAGCUGGUCAUUCCAAACCGAGACCCCACAGAUGAAUCGAAAGAUAGCUCGGGCCCUGCCAACUCAACCAGCGACCUGCUGAAGCAAGGGGCAGCCUGCAAUGUGCUUUUCAUCAACUCUGUGGACAUGGAGUCACUCACUGGGCCACAGGCCAUCUCCAAAGCCACUUCUGAGACACUGGCUGCCGACCCCACGCCAACUGCCACCAUCGUUCACUUCAAAGUUUCUGCCCAGGGAAUUACACUGACUGACAACCAGAGAAAGCUCUUCUUCAGACGACACUACCCCCUCAGCACCGUCACCUUCUGUGACCUGGAUCCACAGGAGAGAAAGUGGAUGAAGACAGAGGGAGGUGCCCCUGCUAAGCUCUUCGGCUUUGUGGCCCGGAAACAGGGCAGCACCACGGACAACGCCUGCCACCUCUUUGCUGAGCUUGACCCCAACCAGCCGGCCUCCGCCAUCGUCAACUUUGUCUCCAAGGUCAUGCUGAGUGCCGGCCAGAAGAGAUGAAGAGAGGAACCCCCGCCCCUUGCCCGGGGCCAGGGCAGGGGGGAUGGGGCACGUGGGGAGGGGACCUGUGCAUCCUGACCAUCCUUGAAUCCGGAAGGAGGACUUUGGGCCAAUUUUGGAGAAGGAGAGAAGAAAGUGUAAUGUGGGGAGAGGGAAGUGAAUUGAGCGGGGAGGGGGAGAGAGAGAGAGGAAGAAAGAGAUGGAGGAGAAUAACUCGCAUUCCCCUGGGGAGAUGGAUACUGCGAACCCUGCCGAGCCUCCACAGCUCACCAGGUCCACCUGACUCCCCCUCCACCCUCUGAUGGGGCUCCUCACAGGAGACAGAAUCAACCUCCUUGCAGAUCCACAUUUUGGGGGGAAAUGGGAAAGCUCUUUCUCCCUAACCCAACUGCUUUGCAAGGAGAAAUCCUGUCAAGAGAAUCUUUUUCUGGCCACCUCUAGGGUAGAUCACCAAACCAAAAAGAGCCAGCAUGGGACAUCCAGUGGCGGAACGUUUGCUUUUGAAAGUAUCUCAGAUCUGAGGCACCUAAAGUCUCUUUGCUCUGCCUCCCAUGUACAGUUUGUGGGUGUGUUUAUGGGGUGUAUAUAUGGCCACACCCACAUCCUCACACACGGAUCUCUGUUUGCCUCUCAGCUAGAAUUAUAAACAGGUAUACUUGUCCGGGUCCCCCGUGUUUGCACACACGUGUGCAUUCUGUCCAAAGAAAGUUAGAGUUGGGGGUGACAGGGCAGCAGGGAGGGGGUUUAAGCUCCCUUCCCCAGGAGCACCCAGGAGUAUGGGUAACGGACUCUCUCUUGGUCCCUGCACCUGCGCGAACAGCCUUGGGUGCCGCCAGCCCCUUCUUCUCAGCAGAGACCCCCAUGGAGUGGGUCUGGCCACGCUGCAACGUUACCCCUCAUCUGCCUCCACCAGGAAGCUGGAGCGUUGGUUUGAGGAGAUGGGAACUUGUGUGUCCGUAGCUUUGGGGAAGGGAUCCCUCAGGAAGGGGGGCUGAUGAGCUCCAGGCACGUCCCCCGAGGCGUGUGGCCCAGCUCCCAGCCCUCAGCCCCUCCUUGGGUUUUGCGUCCCGGUCCAGCCUUUCUCAGACUUGCUUAGGUGCAUGAAGCCUUUUUGGGCGCUGGGGGUCGAGGCUCCCUGCUCCGCCCUGCUCUGCUCUGUCCUGCAGGCUCCCCACGUGGGGGCUCAUCCUGGGAACCUGCUUCUAGAAGCCCUGCUCGGCGAGGUCCAAAAGAGAUCCCCGCUGUUCCUGUGCUCCCUCUGCAAGGGGUUGGGGGUCUCACUAUUGCUGGGCUGCCCUGGGGAGCUGGCCAGAGCUCUGGGGGCUGCCGCCUGUGCACCACAUGGCCUGCCUGCGGCCCCAAAGCCUUGCUCUUCCCCCUUCUGCCUUUGCUUCCCCCCAGAGCCCAGCUGCCGUGGAGCGGAGGGCAGAAGGCACACAUUUAGGCCGAAGGGCCAAGAGUCCAGUUGUGCGAUUGGGAACCCCCUGACCACCACCCAAGAGCUCGAAGCUGGAUGGAAAAUCCGCCAGGACACCAUCCUUGAGUGGCUUCUUAAGCCUCUGGGUUCCCUAGAGAGAGGCAUUGUACUGAUAUAUAAAUAUAUAUAAUAUAUAUGUGAGACAUACUGACAGAAUCUGUAAGCUAAUAAAAUAUAAGAAAAGGUUAAAAAAAAGAAUAGGUAAAUUGACAAGAAGUAUUUAUUAUUUUUCCAUAUCGCUUUAUUGCCUCCCUGGCAUAAUCCAGUCCCCAUCCCUCUCUGUACCUAUAAGUGAAGCCUGAAAGUUAGGGGCCUUUAUCCCUGGAGCCAUCAGGGGUCUCCUUGCCCCGGCCUUGGCCUUCGCUCGACUCUGGCUGGGGCUCAGCGGGGAGGGGGUGCACGCGUUCCAUUCCCUUCACACCGCUUAUUUUUGGCAAGCCGGGCCCUUCUGUCAGCUCCCGGAGAUAAGGGGGGUGCGGCCCGCCUCCCUGCGGGGGACACGGGUGUGCGUGGUAGGCCUGGGUGAUGUGUGCAUCUUGUAUUUUUUUCUCUUCCGAGAAGCUGUAUGUGUGUGGACGUGCUGUUUCAAGGAGUUGGAAAGGAGGGCGUCUGACGAUGGCGGGGAGCAGGCCCCCGCUUCCCGAAGGUUGAAACCUUGUCCUUGGCCACUGAGGUUCCUCCAAAGGGCCCUUCCUUCUGUGGCCUUCAAGCCAGACACCCUGAUUUCCCCCCUCUCAUUUCCUACCUACCCCCCCACCCCAACUUUCUUCCCAGACAGAAGGGGAUAUUCCCACCCACUUCCUUUGUAAAUAUCUCAAUCUCCCACUCGCCAGCCUGGGAAUGCUCUCCUCCUGGUCUGGAUGGCCGGGCAGAGCAUCAGACCCUUCGUGCGCGUCUGGGGUCAGCCUUCACACAUACUUUCCCACUGCCCACCAGCAGCCCACCUCCCAGGAAUGGCCGGUUCACCCCACUCAGGCCCAUGUGUGACUCUGGGAAGGACUCAGGAGUUGCUGGGAAGCUGAUCAACUGCCCCCAUCCCAACAUUCUUCUGGAAAGAGUCAGUUUCCUAGAGUGUGGCCUGUCCAGAAGGAUGAUGGGGAAGGGUCCCCCAGUCUCCACUAUGGCCUCACCUUUGGGUCAGACACUGCUUGGGGAGACACCUACCGUCACCCUCCCGUGUCACACAGGUUAGGCCUGUGCACCCGGCACACGUGAGCACACACACACACUCACACACCCCCACACACAACCACAGUGCUGCAGUAUGUUCUUGCCAAAGAUUUCCUUUAAAAGAAAGCACUUUUAAUAAUUAUUGUUAUUAUUGUGUAAAUGUUUAUCCUUUUUUCCCCCACCCCUCCCCCAACCUUUUUUGUUGUUGUUUAUUGUUGAACCUGUUUGUCAGUCGGGAGAGUGCCAUCUGGUCUUGAAAGUGGGCUGGGGAGGAGGGGAUGGGAAAGGGUUCGGGACCUGAGAGGCCCGGUCAGCUGGUGAUGCAGAGACGCAGACCCCAGGUGAGCUCAGGCCCCCUCCCCAGGCCCAGCCUGCGUCUCGUGCAGCCCGGCCUCUGAGGAAGCCCGGGCCUCCCCGUAGCUGCCCUGUACGGUGUCUGGAGGGAAGGUGGGGGCAGGGAGGUGACAGCCCUCUGAUCCAGCGGGGAGAGAGGCCCGGCAAGGUCCAUGUGGCCCUUCCCAGAUGGAGCCAGAGGGGAACGGUUGGCAUGGGAACAGUGGAGAGGUGACCCCAGAGGGGAAGUGUGGGGGAAGGGAGCUGUCUGAUGGAGCUCCAGGGCUGAGCGAGUGGCCCUGCCCUGCAAUCACGGUCUUCUGGCUCCCUCCUUCAGCCAGGUGUUCCAGGGACAGAGACAUCAUGUCCUAGGUUUGGGAAAGGCCCUUUGACCCAGGGCUUCAUUGGAGCCUCUCCUGUAGCAGCUCCAAAUGCUUUCGAACUGCCAGGAUUCCUUCUCCCCUGGCAGGGUUUUGAGGGAUCCCUGGGUAUGUCAGAGACAGGCAGGGUGGGGGCGGGGGGACUGGUGGCUGUGCGACCAUACGAGGGAGCCCUCGGGACAAGUGUGAUUCUCUGUACAGGGGCUCCAGGAGGGAGAUGAGUCGGGCAUCCUUCUGCCCACUCGGAUGGGCCGAGCAGAGGUUGGGUAGGCCCCUUGCGCCGCCCAGGGGUCUGUGGACGAGUCUGUACGCGGAACAGCCCCCCUUCCCUGGGAUCUCCGUCCACCACCCCUGCCUCCUGGGUCUCCUCCCCAGCUUUGGUCUUUCCCAGCUUCAGGAUCUGGGGGAAGUCAAGGGGGCCAAUGCCCUGUCCAAGGGCUGCCUCCUGCCCCUACAUCUCCCCACCCUCGGGAUCCUUGGAGAGGCUGGGGGCAGAGUUUCGGGGCCACUCGUCACAUGGGUCCAGGCCCCAGAAUCCUGAGACUACAGUGCCCUGGCCAGUGGUAACACAGAACGUGUGCGCGUGCGUGUGCAAGUGUGGGUGUAUGUGUGCGCAUUUUUUGCUCGUCUCUUUAGGGAACUUAGGAGUUGGAUUGGAGGUGGUGGGCAAUGGGAUGUCAAGUUCACGCUCACCCAGUGGCGAAAGGAAUCAGGAGGCGAGGCUCUUAGGGCCCCCGACUGGGGGAGUCUCCGUGUCGGCGAUGGUGGGGUCAACCACACGGGGUGGCACUCCUCUGUCCUCUGAUGUUGAAACGUUGGAGGACCUCUGUUUAGUUCCCACACGUGGGCCCUUCCCAGGGGCAAGGUAAUUGUAGAGGGGGAGCCCACUUUUAUUUUUAAUCAGUGUUCAACAGUUUGAGACUCUCCUGUGUGUCCAUGUGUGGUGUGUGUGUGAGAGAGAGCGAGCACAGCUGGGCCUGCAUGCUGUAUUUCCCCACCUCUCUUCUCUCUGACACAUCAUUCAAAACAAAUGUAAGAAAUUCCUCACCCCUACUCCUCCCCUUGCCUCCCAGACCCUCUGCAGGAAAAACCAAAUAACCCAGCACCCUCCCGAUCUCUUGGCUGUGUAUUUAUAUAGAUGGAAAUAUACUUUCUAUUUUGUAUCAUCGUGCCUAUAACCUCUGUCACCUUGUAUAAACCCUGAUGUAUGCUACUUAUCCUGGAUAUGAAUGUAUUGUACACUGAUGCUGUCCCACUCCUGUACAGCUGCUUUGUUUCUUUGCGAUCCAUUGUAUGGCUUUAUACAUGAUAAAGUGAAAGA
Hippopotamus amphibius kiboko is the source of this 10486-nucleotide messenger RNA. It is a transcript of the gene TNS1, whose product is annotated as tensin 1. The transcript has 34 exons. Gene Ontology annotation, molecular function: protein binding. The record is from RefSeq and is a predicted model, not a curated record. NCBI's taxonomy places the organism in Eukaryota, Metazoa, Chordata, Mammalia, Artiodactyla, Hippopotamidae. The coding region runs from base 79 to 5805 and encodes 1908 amino acids. Gene Ontology annotation, biological process: fibroblast migration.